Molecule: messenger RNA, 1377 nt
Organism: Penicillium verhagenii
Lineage: Eukaryota; Fungi; Ascomycota; Eurotiomycetes; Eurotiales; Aspergillaceae
Exons: 2
Coding region: 1-1377 (458 amino acids)
Source: RefSeq, a predicted model, not a curated record
AUGCGAGUAUGUCCUUUUUGUGCGAAGAAGCAUUCGAACGCUAGCCGACUCCGAAAGCAUCUGCGCCAGCGCAAAUAUCGCGACCGGAAUAUUUCCAUCGCAUCGGAGCGCCCUGGUGCUGUCGGCGUAGGGCACUUUCCCGUACACCAUCAGCAAGGAGCCCAAAAGUCUCAGAAUCAGGAUUGCAUCGGUAAUUAUAUGAAGUCCUACAGCUCAGCUCUAUCUACAAACUCCGUUCCAUCCAAAUCCGAGGACGAUUUGAAUUUUAGCCUGUGUGAAAUCCAAGCCAACUUCGGCCCUGAAUUUGGUGUCCUCUCCAAAUGCCACCUUUCUUACUGGAACCGCAUGUCAGAUCAAAAUCAAGAUCUCUGGCUGAAAUCUACAUCAUCGGUCCCUCGUCUCCUUGACGGCUCCCACUGCUGGCGCGUUCGAGCUCCUCUCACUCGCGAGCUCUUCAUGAACACUAUAGAGGAGAUAUCAGCCGGAACGUCGACGACUCAGAAGGGCUCCGAGUCUCGAUUUCGGGCUAAUUUCCAAGGUGAAGUAGAUGAGAAAUUCGACCCUUAUGUUGUCCUCUCGCAGCUCAUUGAUCCUGAUCCGAAUAAACCUGCAUUUCUCACUGGUUUACGGUUGCCGUCUAUAGACCACUUUGGAUUUCGCUCACCCUGUGAGAUCUCCACUACCAUAGAACCAUUUGAUGAGACGAACAACCAAGUGAACUUGACCCCAAAAUACUCGUUUGUGGACUUGCAUAUCGACUAUGGCGCGGACGGAUUGUCAACAGUGAUUGGGGAUUGCCGAAAGAUAUGGCUACUUUACCCACCCACGGAUAACAAUUUGAUUGCCAUGAAGUCAAUUGACGGCCAGCGUGGAAAGUUAGUCCGCUUAGCACGUCGAUUAGAAGGCGGUGUUCUUGUGGAAACAACAUCAUCACAUGCAAUAUUCCUCCCAGCAGGCUGUGCCCAUGCCACGUUCACUCUUCAAGGUGGUUACCUGGUUGCCAAGGAUUUCACGACUGCAAAGUCCCUGAGUGCGAUUGCAAGCUUCAUCACUUGUGGACUAGAUGAAAAUUUGCCGACGGAGGCUCGAGAAAUUUGCUUCGAUUGGUUUGAACGUUGUUUAGAUGUCACAUUAUCCCAGCAACAUGUGCUUGCAGCAGUUUCCGCAUGGUUAAAGGCGGAAAAAAAGCUCGCAAGCUGGGCAUCGACUCAUCGAAGGUGGCGAGUAAAUGUUAGACGUUUGUGGGAGCAUCACUGCCAGGACUCGGUGGUCAACUGCCCAUGUGAGGCUCAAGAACCGAUUUCAUUCUUCCAGCAUUUUUCUUCUGUUCAUUUGGCCUUUUUGCUUUCUUCAUCUCAACUACGACGCCGUCGGUGA